Molecule: messenger RNA, 4716 nt
Organism: Myripristis murdjan (pinecone soldierfish)
Lineage: Eukaryota; Metazoa; Chordata; Actinopteri; Holocentriformes; Holocentridae
Gene: il17ra1a
Product: interleukin 17 receptor A1a
Exons: 11
Coding region: 179-2671 (830 amino acids)
Molecular function (GO): interleukin-17 receptor activity
Source: RefSeq, a predicted model, not a curated record
CAUCUGCAUGAACAGCAGGAAGUUUGACAGUAAUCAUUAACAGCGUCGCUUUCAUGAUGUUAUCAUGUUUCUCGUUUUGACCGCAGCGAUUUUCAAAGUUGGUUGAAAUGGUUUGAUACGCUCGAGGAAUAGUUUGUAGCGUGGGACUUGACACCGGGAUAAUAUUAAUAGAGAAGAAAUGAGGCUUCACCUGGCAGGUUUGUUGGUCGUGUUCGUGUCCCUGUCGUCGGGAGCGGACGUCUUAAAAUGGCCUCGUCACAACUGCUCCCAGCAGGGUUUGGAUUGUACAGUCAAGACAAGUAACUGCAUGGACGAAAACUGGCUGGAUCGGAGCAAGUACACACCCAGUGCUCCGGAGGGUCUGGAGGUGGCCGUGCACACCAGGCGCAAUGAGAGAGGAGACCUGGUGCCUGUGUUGGUCGCCCGCUGGAGAUUACAGGACGACGGUAGUAUUUGUUUCCUGAAUGCCACUGAGCUCCAUGUUCUAGUGGUAGCCACCAACCAGAACCUGUGUGUUCGAUAUAUUUUCAGAGAUACAUUACCACCGAGGAAUCCUGCAGUGGAAAAGUGGUCUUUCUCUGCAGACAUGGUGUUAGUUCACCCUGGUCAGGAAUAUCUGGUCUCUGUUGUCAACAUCCCCAAACCAGAGCAGGGCCACACCAACUAUGACCUCAGCAAAAAUAUCAUUGUCCCUGACUGCCGAGACCCCAGAAUGCUGAGAACCAAGUUUUGUAUAGAGAGCGGAAGUCUUUGGCAGCCCAAUAUAAGCCUGGCUCAGGUCCAGGGAGGAUCCAUGCUCGCUGUCAGCUUCAAUACUGAUGAAUUCGCUAACAGAUACAUAGUUCUUGUUUCCUGCUCCCAUAUCCUACAUUCAAAACAGAUACACAAGAGCAAUCAGACAUCACUGAGUUUGACAUUCAGUCUUGAACUCUGGCCAAGAUCCUGCUGCCAGUAUGAUGCUGAAAUAAAGCCUAUUUUUUUGCAAUGUGGCCAAGACUGUGUCCGGCGAAAGGCAACCUUCAAUAUUUGUCCCAGCAUAUCGAAAGAAAAUCCACCAGAUGCCGCACAAAAUGUCCCUGCCUACACAUUUGUUCCACUGGGUGUGGUCUUGCUGUGUGUAGUGAUUGGAUUUAUUGUUUAUUUUCUCUGGAGGCACAAGUCAGGCAAACCCGCUGUCACUGUUGAACCAGGAGAAGGGAUAAAGACACAACCUCUACCUAAACAACCUCCCAAAGUGCUAGUCAUCUACUCCCAAGACCACCGCCUCUACAGGGACAUAGUGUUGAAGCUCUGCGCCUUCCUCCGGGCCAAGUGUGGCACUGAGGUGCUUGUGGACAUGCUGGACUCCAGCUUGGUCAGCACCGUGGGUCGUCUCCGCUGGCUGGAGUGGCAGCGGCAGCAGCUCAAAAAUCCUUCAGACAAAAUCCUGGUGCUGUGCUCACGUGGUGUUCAAGCCAAGUGGAAAGCCGUGUGUGGUCAUGGUCGGGUGGUCCUGAGAGAAGACGUACUCUCCCCUACCGAUGACAUGCUCACCCCCUUCCUCAACCUAUUUCUACCUGACAUGCACCAUGCAGGCAUGCUGGGCAAAUACAUGGUUGCGUAUUUUGAUGAUGUAAGUAGCGAACAAGACGUGCCGUCGAUUUUUGACAUUGCAGUCAAAUACAAGCUGAUGAAGCAUUUUGAAGAGCUGUAUUUCCGCAUUCUGGACAUUGAGAAAUAUCAGCCAGGUCAAGUAAACCACAUCAAGGGCAUUGGUGGAGAUGAAUAUUUUAACUGUCCCUCGGGUAGAGACCUUAGGAAUGCCAUUGAAAUCUUCCAAGCGUACCAGUUGGAGAAUCCUGAUUGGUUUGAGAUGGAGUGUGUGGACAGCGAGGAGGAGGUAACAGCUGACUCCAGCCCCCUCAUUGACCAGCUGCAGAUUCCACCAGUCCUAGAGUGUGUUCCUCUAAUCAGAGAAGGGCCUCCUGUCUACAUUCAUGAGGUAGAAAUAAAUCAAAACAGCGAGGGUGUUCAUAUUGUAACCCCCAAACUGAACCCAGAGUGCAAUGAAAAGUCAAUAAUGGAGCUUGUGCCCAGGCUCAACUGUGAGCAUCAACAUCUAUAUCCAUCAAACCAGGCUGGAGUAUUUACAGCUCACCUUUAUCCUCACAACCCUGGCAUAGGUUCUUUCUACAUGGCUGAGCCUGUUCUUAACAGUCCACCACCACUGACUGAGAACUGGCUCCACCUUGAGGAGAAACUCAUAGGUCCAGUUCCCAUUGAGCAAGAAGAUGAUGCCCUCCUGCCUGUGAACCAACCUGCACUUCAGACAGACCAGAGAAUGUCAGCCCAACAGAAAUCUCUCAGCUUGAGCUCUCCAGAAGCACCACAUGUAGGCGUGCAGGUUGAAUACCUCACUCCAUCAGAUAUCAACCAUUCCCAGCCUGUUGAGAUGGAGGAGGAAGAGAUUCUGGAGCCUUGUGAAAAGGAUCCAAGUAGUGGAUCUGAUCAAGGCUACAUGUCCCAGCAUGAGUCCCAUGCUGGGGAGGAUCCCCUGAUGGCUCUAGCAAAGCUGCAAGAGGAGCUGUUUCAGAAAAACUACAACUACACUGACACAGGCCCCAAAGCUUCUUUGGGGGGAACUGAUACCUUUCCACUGUCACAUCAAUCUACAGUGUUCAGUCCAUUCUAGGGGUCUUAUGUGAUAAACUGUUGUCAUUUACUUUUUUGGCAUACUCAUUUCCCUCAGUCUGCGUCAUCUACUUAUAGCUCAGUAGAUAAUUUACUACAUCUCCAAGAAUACCUUUUACAUUUCUUGUUCUGUUGUCCCCCAAGAGAAGGAAUUUGAACUUUCAGUCAGAGGGAGUGGUGUGACAUAUAAAUAUGUUGUAGCUUAUUAGCCAACUAGGUUGUCGUGUAUGUGAUCAUUGUCAUUAUGCUUACUCAAAACACAACAUGGCUGCAUGAUAUCUACACUUCCUUGUUAUUUUUUCCCAGCAACUCAGUGAGCCUCCUGUGACAAAAUGUCUGAUGUACAAUAAAUAAACCUGUCUGGUAACCACUGGAGUUAACAGACAGGUAUAACAAGGUAGAGCCAGAGAAUUCAGGCCUGCAGGAGGAGAGAGGAGCUGUUCUAACAUUCAUACCAGGCUAAUGAAGCAGGCAGGUCUUGUAAUCAGGUAAUACACAUUUGUCCUCUGAAGAGCAAGCAGGCAAAGCCAAAACAAACAGAACAGCUCAGCAGCAGCCUUUCCCUUCUUUAACACACAUCAUACCAAUCUCUCAUCCAUACAAAUUAGGACAGAUUACAAUCACAGUCCACAACUGCUGUCUAACAAAUGAGCUCUUUAGUCACAGCUAGCACUAACACCAAAUCCAUUAACAGAACUGCUGUCUACAACACUCUGUAAUGGUCAUUUCAGCCCCUCAGCUGGCACCACAGUUCUCUGUGCUAAGCCCACUCACACACAGCGUUGUACCCUUUCACUAACCUAAAGAAAUAAAAUUAGUAAAAUGAGCACUAGUUGGCCCUGCCACUGGCAGCCUAGAGUUUAGCUCCUGGAGGCUAACGAUAGGUGAAGUGUAUUAGCUGAUGAAUUUACCAGGACAUGGACAGUUGCAGCAGGAAAGACUGGCCCUUGUACAGUUAAUUUGUUGGUAUAGCAAGCAUGAAAUGCCUCCAUACUAUUGAUGCUUUGUUGUUACCUCCCCCCAUGCCAGACUUCAAGCAAAAUGGUCAGGUCCAGUGUGCCAAUUUUCAAAAUGUAGUGUGACAGCGAAAGACCCGCCCCUAUUCUGCCUCUGAUUGGCUAACCGUAAGCCUAACUCAACCCCAUUACCUAACCUUAACCAGCCUAACCAACAAAUCAGGUGGUGUUUCUUUUAUGAAUAUUUAUAAGCCCUCCCCUACUGCACUACAUUUCGAAAAUUGGCGUCCAGCAUGGCUGAUGCACGGCAUAGUUCAUGAUUGUAGACAUAGAAACAUAGAACUGAAAUGAACAGAAUUACCAAUACCCAGUGGAGCUAUUUUAGUCAAUAGUGGACUAAUAUCCGAUAUCAGAGUCAGUCAGUGCAUUCCUAAUUAAAACACUGAAUCUAUUGACUCUUCCUACUCUUGAAUAAUGCAGCAGUAGGAAAACUGAAGUGCAGAAACUGUCAAAACUAGGAUAUGCACAAUGUAUUUUCACCAUCAUUCUCAUUGCAUUCAGCGAACAGGGCGGAACAAUGGAUUGUGGGAUACACCAAUAUUUUCGAGGGAGGAAUUAGCAGUAAAUGAAGGAGAAUAAAUUUAAUUUGUUUAACACAAGUUGAAAUUCUUUUGGCAUAAACCAUUUUAAGCCAGUUUGUGGCAUUUUUAGGAUCCCCCUUCGACAAGUGCAGCACAUACUGUAUCUUGUGGUAGCAUUGCAUUCUGGUCUGUUGGCAAUUGAUUUUCCUCUAAGACCUGUCCUCUUUACAUUAUACACAAUAUCACUUUGUACAGUACUUUUCAUAGAUUUAUUUGUUUUCAACCACAUAAUACUCUGUUGUACAUCUACAGUACAUAGAUUUGAUUAUAUCAAUACAGAUAUACAGUACACCACACAAUUUUACAGGUAGAAUUUGCUUUUUGUAAACAAUAGCAAUUUUUCUUUCCCCUCUAAUUGAUUUUGGAGAAAAUGAUAGCCCAUAUAAUAUCAGGACAUAGAAAAGUGUUAGCAUUGCACACACAUUGUGUUCUCUCAUCAUGUGUAAAUA